AUGGGCGAUGAGCGUGCCAGCGAGGAGACGGUACAGAAGGGAGAGGAGGUGCUGGAGGAAGUGCGCCAUGCCAUGCUGAACUGGAUUGGAGAAAACAAACGUCUGGAGGAUUUCCGCUUGGUCGAGCGCGAGGUGCAGCUUCUCAGCAGCCGCUUGGUCUCAGCCACACGCCGCACCACAGAGGUGACGAGGAAGGAUGAUUCACUGCCAGCCGCGUCAGCCGAUGAGCUUGAGGCGGAGAGCUCCCAGCCGCCUGAGCCCAGCGAGCUGUGCGAACGAUAUGCGGAAGAGCAACUGCAAUUCGAGGAACUCUCCUUCUGCUAUGGCUUGCGAUGGAGGUCAAAAAGCUCCAAUGGUGUGGACUUCCACUGGGUGACCUUGCAGCUCGACGUGCAGCGAGGUGACUCCGAGCAACGGCGGUUGGUGGACUUCGAGGGUCAUCGCAGCAGCGAUUUCCGAAAGGAUGAGGCCAUGCACUGCGUGGACCACGAGUUGGUGCGGCACUUGCACCGCUGGCUUUUGCCCUCGCUGGCCUCGCCAGUGCUCCUACUGGACGGAUCGGCUAGACGGAGGGGAGCGACCGGUGGCCAAAGCGCAUGA
This is a messenger RNA of Durusdinium trenchii, 600 nucleotides long. NCBI's taxonomy places the organism in Eukaryota, Dinophyceae, Suessiales, Symbiodiniaceae. The record is from the annotation of a GenBank genome assembly.